GGGGCUCCGAAUCGCCGGAGACGCCGACGCGAUGCACACGCAGCAACCUGGCUUUGGCCAGCCUCAGUACGGCUACGGCAACAGCCAGUCCCAGUACGAUAACAGCCAGUCCCAGUACGGCAACAGCAACCAAGGCAGCUACGAGCAGCAAGGCAGCUACGGCCAGCAAGGUGGCUACGGCCAGCAGUACAACCAAGACUACAGCCAGCCGGGCUACCCGCAGCAGCCCGCGUACAACCAACCCACGUACCACCAGCCGCCGCCGCAAAACCAAGGGGGAAAUGCCCCUUGGUUCACGGGUGGCGAUAGCGCGCCGACGAGCGACUUGACUGGCUCGAUGGGCCGCAUGGGUGACGGGCCGCCGCCUUCGGGCCGGUAUGGCAGCCGCGACGACGAAGACUACGAGAACGAGCCACCGCUCCUUGAAGAGCUUGGCGUCAACUUUGGGCAUAUCUGGAUGAAGACGCAGUCAGUGCUGUUGCCGACCAAAGAGAUCACGGAGCAUAUCCUCGACGACACGGACCUCGCGGGCCCGCUCGUGUUUUGCUUUGUCUUUGGCACGUGCUUGCUGCUGAGCGGGAAGAUCCAUUUCGGGUACAUCUACGGCUUUGGCGUCUUUGGCUGGGUCUUUAUGUGGGCGAUCAUGAACCUCCUGUCACCGACGCGCACGAUCGAUAUUUACCGUGUCUGCUCCGUGCUUGGCUACUGCUUGCUGCCGAUCAUCCUGCUUGCAGCCGUCAACAUUGUCGUCUCCGUCAAGAGCCUCAACUACAUUGGCCUCGCGCUCGCGUUCCUCAGCGUUGCGUGGAGCACGCAGACAGCGACGCGCUUCUUCGAGAAGGCGCUGCACAUGCACGACCAGCGCUUCCUCAUCGCAUACCCGACGGCCAUGGUCUACAGCUGCUUUGUGCUCAUCACGGUGUUUUAAACCAAUAUAGCACUCGUCAUAUGUGGCAUGCCA
Molecule: messenger RNA, 961 nt
Organism: Saprolegnia diclina VS20
Lineage: Eukaryota; Oomycota; Saprolegniomycetes; Saprolegniales; Saprolegniaceae
Exons: 4
Coding region: 32-928 (298 amino acids)
Biological process (GO): vesicle fusion with Golgi apparatus; endoplasmic reticulum to Golgi vesicle-mediated transport
Cellular component (GO): membrane; trans-Golgi network
Source: RefSeq, a predicted model, not a curated record